CCCACCGGCAUCGACAUCGAGGCAUGGACGGUCGAACAGGCAGCCGAGGCGCUGCAGGCAACAACCAUCUCGACGCCGGCCCCUCCUAGACUCCGCGCCAACGUCACGAUUGAGAUCCCGCUCGACGAUGAUGCCCUCGCUGCUGCGAAUACCAUGGCCACCGCUCAGCCACGAUCAAAGCAAGAGGUUCACACCGUGUACAAGAGGCAAGAGCCCGUCCGUCGCGACAGCUUGAAACGCCGCGAAGCCUUGCUCAAGGGCAAGGAGGGCAGUCGUCGCAGACAGCGAUGGGAGAACGACCGCCUGCUUAGCAAUCCCUAUGCUCAGCCUCCUCUGCCUAGCGACUGGGAGGUCCGUCCCACAUACCCUAUCCACAGCGUUCCAUACUUCCUGGCCCCGCUGUGGGAUGCCGAGUACAAGGCCAAAGCACAAGCCAAGGUGAACACUCGCCGCGCAAACAACGUUGGCGACAUACGCGCACACGGGUCCAAGGAGGAACAAGCUGCGGCUAGAGUCCCGCGUGAGCUCCGCGAGAAGCUCAAGAAGAGCCGCGGUGCAAAGAACAUGCUGCAAGAUCUUGAAGAGGAGGUUAGAAGCUUCGUACAACAAUGGUCUUCUAAGGAACGUCAGAUGGCCGAGGAUGGCCUGGUCGAUGGUGACAGCGAGGACGAGGAGAUCGUUUUCGUUGGCCGUAAUGGUGCAAUGAGCGACGACCGCAGACGUUCCAAGAGCGUUGUCAGCGACGACAGCAGUACUGCGAGCAUCAGCAGUAAUGAUCUAGCAAGAGAGCGGAUGAUCCUCGAGACUCUCGCCGACGAUCGCAGCGCUGCAUUCGGGUACUCAUUAGACNGCUGGCUUGUACAUUCUAUCGCGACAUACUAUGGUCUAGAGACGUGGUCAGUUACAAAGGGCAGUCCCGCUCGCCGUGAGGCCUACAUAGGUCUUAAGCACAAGGCUGCCCCGGCGUUUUCCGAGUUACCACGACCUCUCUAUGUUCUCGUC
Aureobasidium uvarum is the source of this 1002-nucleotide messenger RNA. NCBI's taxonomy places the organism in Eukaryota, Fungi, Ascomycota, Dothideomycetes, Dothideales, Saccotheciaceae. The record is from the annotation of a GenBank genome assembly.